This is a messenger RNA of Mesorhabditis spiculigera, 1275 nucleotides long. The record is from the annotation of a GenBank genome assembly. NCBI's taxonomy places the organism in Eukaryota, Metazoa, Nematoda, Chromadorea, Rhabditida, Rhabditidae.
AUGGACUACGACACCAAGUUCGCCAAGAUUGUCAAGUACAUGAAGCACCUGAAGAACGAGGACACGCGCCGCCGCGCCCUCGAGAAGUUGGCCAAGGUCGACAUGGACAUCACGCUGCUUGUCGAGACUAAGGUCGGCAAGGCCGUCAACAAGCUGCAGAACGACGACCAGGUCGGCCCGUUGGCUUCGAAGAUUGUGAAGCGGUGGAAGAACGUCGCCCGGAAGGAGGGGUACGAGGAGGAGGCCCGGAACACCAGCAGCAGCGGAAGCUCGAGCCCCGAAACUCCGCCGCCGACGAAGAAGGCGAAGGUCGAGCCGCUUGAGGAGAAGCCGGGCCCGAGUUUCAGCCAGGAGAAGAAGCCGAAAAAGGAAGAACCCGUUCGCGCCACGGUCACCCUUUCCAACGCCUUCGAGCAGGUGCUCGCCGCCGCCGAUCGCCCCGACAUCAAGGCCAAGCAGCACAAGCCACGCCCCCUCCCCGAGCUCGAUAUCCUCUACAAGCCGCUGCCCGCCAUCAAGCCGAAGAAGGCCGUGCAAGUGUUGUCCGCCGAGGAGGAGCAGCUGAAGCACGGCGUGCUCAAAUACAAGUCCACGGAUCGCCACCGUGUCUUUGCCGGCACGCGCAAGACGGUCACCACCAAGGUAGAGCCCCUCUUCAAGCUGUGCCUGAACUUCAUUGGCAACAAUAUUGAUAACCUCGAAGACACUGGUGACAUCCCGUUCGACAUCUUGCAGCCGGUCCUAGAGCGCUGCACCCCGACGCAGUUGCACUACAUCGAGUCGCGGAACCCGAGCCUUGAGGAGGACGGUGACUGCCUCUGGGAGAAGCACAUGAAGCGCCGCUUCCCGAACGAGGAGCCCGAAGACUACGAGACCUGGAAGCACGCCUACUUCCGCAUCGAGCGCGAGAAGACGCAGUCGUCGGAGAAGAAACUGGCGAUGCUGAAGCAGAAGAUCGGCGCCAGCGCGGCGGCCGCAGCCUGCCACGGGCGCCAAACGAUGCUCGCCGACGUCCAUGCCCCGGCCAACAUCCGCAAGCGCCAGCGCACCAACAACAUGCCCUUCACCGCCAAGCCGGUCCCCGACGCCGUCCAGCUGAUGAAGGCCCGCCGGCAACUGCACGAGACUGGCGACAGCUCGGCGCUGCGCUCGAUGCCGUCGGCCGUCGUCAACAUCAACUCGAACCUCGGCGCCCACCGCGGCAAGAAGGUCGAGCCGAAGAAGAAGGGUGCCCUCAUGCUCAAGACGCUCAAGAUGGUCAGCCUCAAGCGCCGU